Molecule: messenger RNA, 984 nt
Organism: Parnassius mnemosyne (clouded apollo)
Lineage: Eukaryota; Metazoa; Arthropoda; Insecta; Lepidoptera; Papilionidae
Source: the annotation of a GenBank genome assembly
AUGGGACUGGAUAUUAAAUCAGUUCUAGUUGUUGACGGCGUUGGAGCUAACUGCACUGAAAUAUUAAAUUCACAUGGCAUCAAAGUCACAAAUAAAGCGAAGAUCACAAAAGACGAACUCUUAAAAGAAAUUCCGAAUUACGAAGCACUUGUGGUCCGUUCGGCAUCUAAAGUCACAAAAGAGAUUCUGGACGCUGGAAGUAGACUUAAAGUUGUAGGCCGCGCCGGUGCCGGCGUCGAUAAUAUCGACGUUGAGGCAGCCGGAAAAAAAGGAAUCGGAGUUAUCAAUGCCCCUGGCGCAAAUGCUUUGAGUGCUUGUGAGCUCACUUGCGGCCUUACAAUGGCGUUAGCAAGGUACGUAGUGCCAGCAGCAACUGGCCUACGGGCUGGCCGUUGGGACCGAGCCCUCUAUACUGGCACCGAACUUAACGGCAAAACCCUGGCUAUUCUUGGUCUAGGAAGAGUUGGAAGGGAGGUUGCCGUUCGUAUGCAUGCUUUUGGAAUGAAGAUUGUUGGCUUCGAUCCAUUUGUAUCAGCAGAGCAGUGCAAGGAGUUCCACGCUACUAAAAUGGAGCUCGAUCAGAUUUGGCCGAUUGCUGACUACAUCACACUCCACACUCCUCUAAUUGAAUCAACUCGCAAUUUCAUCAACGCAGACGUUCUCAAGAGAUGCAAAAAAGGAGUGAAGUUAAUAAAUGUUGGACGUGGCGGGCUUAUCAACGAACGGGAUCUUCUUGAUGCAUUAAACGAAGGACAGGUUGGUGCGGCGGCACUGGACGUUUUUGAAAAGGAACCUCCGACAGACCCUUUGACCUUGGAAAUAAUUCAACAUCCGGCUGUUGUGGCAACACCGCAUCUCGGUGCAUCAACCAAGGAAGCCCAAGUACGUGUUGGUCAGGAAAUAGCCGAGCAACUUGUGAACUUGGUGAAACCUGGCACCUAUGCCACACCCCUAGCCGAGGUGACCCGCGUCCUCACAAAGUGA